Molecule: messenger RNA, 1824 nt
Organism: Caenorhabditis briggsae
Lineage: Eukaryota; Metazoa; Nematoda; Chromadorea; Rhabditida; Rhabditidae
Exons: 14
Coding region: 1-1824 (607 amino acids)
Source: RefSeq, a predicted model, not a curated record
AUGACGCAACGAGAAAGAGAGAGAGAGAGAGAGAGAGAGAGAAGCGAAGGAAGAGACGGAGAGAAAUACCGAGUCUUCAACUCCGAGUUUACUGUCACGACAGAAAUUGACACCAUGCAACCAUCUAAAGCUCACGACAACAACAAGAAGAGAAAUCAGGAUCUUACUCAUUCAGCUUCACGCCAGAAACGCAAUGAGCACUUUCUCAAAGAACUGGCCGAAUUCAGAUACGGGGACACUGAAGAACAAAAAGAAAGAUACGAUAAAAUCGGAGAGAAAUUCACGUUCUGGAAAGCUCUCACAAACGAGCAAAAAAGACGUUGUGCCGUUGAUCACUCAGCCAAAAUGAGAUACAAGACAUGGAAUACAGAAAACGGCAUCACUAUUUCAGAAAAGGAAAAGCAGGAGUUUUUGAGGCAAAGAAAGCCUCUGGAUAAGAUUACACUCGAGGAAAAACUAGAUUGUCUCUUCUACGCCAAGAACAUCGAAAAGAGCCGUGUGCAUCUUAUCGAAAACCCCCUUGAAGCCGCAUUCUCGAAAUUUUCGACGAAUUUUGAACAAUUCGAUCGUGUCACUCGGGACGUUCCCGAAUCCGAUAUUUACAUCAAUGCUUGGUUCAAAAAGAGAGCAGCAGAGCUACACGAAAGAACGUCGGAAACAAGUGACGAGAUACAGAUAAUUGGGACGGUCUUGCAAACCCCCCUUGCUAAUGGAUUUUCAAGCAUCAACUCAACACUAUCAACAGCCAUGAUGCGUGAUGUGAUCCACCAAGCACAUCAUCCUCAAAUUGUAGUCCCCGAAAGAAGAGAACGACAAUAUUCGACCCUCAAAGCUAAAGUCCAAGCAAGAAGAAAAGAAGUCGACUCUGGACAGAAACCGUUAGAUUUGAAGAUUAUCGCAGCACACUUGGCAAAAAUUAAACAGAAAGCAAUGGCUGGAAAUGCAUCUGGAAACGUUCCAAGUACCGCGUCAUUAAUUAGUUCUACUGGAAAUGGUUCACAGCCCCACAAUGAUUCAACUAGAUCGAUAAUUGUGCUCGAGGAAGAGUUCCUAUCGGGGAACAACGGGUCGUCGUCAUCAAAUCAGAUUCCAUCAUUUUCCGGCCAAGUCGCUGUUAGAAAUCAACAGACCUCUUCACCCUCGGCACUCAACACCACUCGACAGGCCACAGAUGAAAGCCGCUCAGCAUCACAUAGUCAAAGAGCAGCCCCCAAGCCCCGGCUCCAUCAUCCCGAUUUGCGACAAAUGUGUAGCUCAUCGAGUAGAAUGGAGGAACCUGUUGAAAGAAACUCUUUGUUGUUGAAAAUUGUUGAAAAUACUAGUGCAGGAGGCAAUUUAUUGAUGAACAAUCAAAUUGGAAUCUAUAAUGACUUCCCACAAGGUUUCUUCUCUGUACCCGAUUACUCCCACUUAUCAGCACCAAGAAGAGACAAUCAGCCUUCAAACAGUGCAUGUUAUCCCAACUUGGAAGUUCCUCAGUCCUAUUUCUCCGGACCAGCAAAUCUCGGAUACAAUCUCCCUUCCAGCAGCUCUCAGGCAUCUACAUCUUCUCUGCCGAAUCCGAUCUCUUCAGACAAUAUGACACAUAAAGCGACACUAUCCAUUGCACCGCCGCCAAGAAUGAUGUCAUCGAUCAUGAACCAUUUGUCAACACAAAUGAAAAAGCGUGAGGAUGCUCCUGAAAGUGUUGGCCUUGAUUUCGGCCCGAUUCAAGUUAAGCUAAAGGCCCCAGGCAAAGAGCUGGAUGAGACAAUUGCAUUCCUUAAUAAUUUGAAAGCUCAGCUGGAGUCGGCGAAGCAAAGAGGAUCUUAUCAGCAGCUUUGA